Messenger RNA from Lecanosticta acicola, 743 nucleotides. The record is from the annotation of a GenBank genome assembly. Lineage: Eukaryota; Fungi; Ascomycota; Dothideomycetes; Mycosphaerellales; Mycosphaerellaceae.
AUGGGAGACGCAUCGGUCCCAGAGAAGGACCUGAGCAAGCUGAGCAAGGAGCAGAGGAAAGAAGAUGCCGCUUUUCUCGACAAUCUCGACAGAGAGUCGAAGGAGUUCGACAAGGUGAUUGGAAAUGGGCUUGCGUGGGUGAGAGAUAGAAGCUGACUUGAAAAUAGGAUUCUGAAAUUGAGCGAAUCAUGAAAUCCUUCCGCGCAAAUGCCUACGACGUUCUCGAUCUCCAACCUGGUGUCCCGGACGAGGACAUCAAGCGCACCUAUCGCAAGAAGUCGCUCCUCAUCCAUCCUGACAAGAGCUCGAAUCCAAACGCCCAAGAAGCCUUCGACCGCCUCGCAAAAGCUUAUCAGAUGCUCCUCGAUGAAAAACUGCGCGCCAAUCUCGAUGAAGCCAUAGCUGAUGCUCGUAUGCUCGCUAUGCGCGACAAGAAGCUCACGAAAGACGACGAGGAGGUCAAGGAGCCCAGCAUUGAGUUUAUGAAAGCUUGGAAGGAGAAGGUCAAGUACGUUCUAGCGGACAACGAGGCUCGACGCCAGCGGCAGAUGAAGGCACAGAUGCGCGAUGAAGGACGGCAGCAAGCAAAGGAGGAGCAGGAAGCUGCAGAGCGCAAGAGAAAGCGUGAACACGAGCAGGAUUGGGAGAAGACGAGAGAUGAGCGGAUUGGUAGCUGGCGUGAUUUCCAGAAGAACCAAAAGGCCGAGCCGAAAAAGAAGAAAAAGCUCAAGACGCUGGGAUGA